AUGCCAAUCCACUUCAUUCGCGGACGCCUGCACGUAGGCUACAGGAAGAAAGACUGGGCCUCUGUGUGGUUCGAAAAGAUCAAAGUUUCCAAUGCCAGAAACAGGUCAAGAUCGAACACUGCCUCUGAUGAAGGAACCGACGCAACCUUAGAGCCUGUCUUCAAGUUUACGAUUGGCAGAGGCAAUUCGCUCGAACUUCCAGUGGACGGGGAAAUCGUGUGGCUUCCCCAAUUCGAUCCCAAGAAUUGCGAGACCGAGAAAGCAAGUGACAAAAGGAAUAUGCAACAGCGAUUCCUCCAAGACGGACACCGCUAUCUCACCGAGCGCGACCCUGCCGGGGUGCAGAAAAUGGAGCAAGACUGGAACCUCCCUACCUUCGCUAGGUGGAACAUGUGGUUUGAGGACGCGAAGAAGUGGAGGAAAAGCCAUGUCAAGCAGAAGCAGCGGAGGAGGCAAUGCAGGGAGCAAACAGCUCGAGCUGAGGGCGUUGCAGAGGUGAACAUAGCAGCAAGUGUCGAUUCGGAUACGUCUGAAGAUUCGGCAUACGAAAGUCAGGAGGAGAGGACUGGUGGACCUGCGCGAGUGUCGAUGGAAGAUAUGCCGCCGCCAGCGCGUCCAAACAAGCGCCCAAGAUCGAAUGGAGGUGUUGGGGCUGGGGACUUUGGAAGUACGACCAGCUUCCCUGGCGCUCAUCGCCAAGCAUACCACUUCAUGAGUGGAGGGCUUGGGAAAGUGCGCGGCCGGCCAUUUACCAUGAGCGGCGGGCUCGGAGAACCUUUCACGAUGAAUGGAGGCGUCGGAAACCCAGCAAUCAAAACGGAGGACAAAGAUGAUAUGGACACACGCGAUCCGACUAUCCAAGGAACCCCACCGACCACCAUCCAGCAAGACUGGCGCUUACCGCUGUCCGCGUCGUCCUUCGGUCCUAGGCGGCGUGGCAGAAGCACGAGUGCCAAUCCGGCGACGCAGCGCGAUCCACUUGAGGACUAUGGCAACGGCGAUGAUCAUCCUGGAAGCGAGCUUGCGCAACAGCAGAGAGAUGCCUUCUCGGACGAUGAGGCCGCGCUGGAUGAGGCCAUCCGCCAGAGCCAGGAGCCGGAGCAUCAAAUGGGCCCCUUUCAGAAUGAGGAGGAGGCUUUGAAUGAGGCCCUUCGUCAGAGUCGUCGGGAGUGGCCAGAAGAAUGA
Neohortaea acidophila is the source of this 1185-nucleotide messenger RNA. RefSeq lists its product as uncharacterized. The coding region runs from base 1 to 1185 and encodes 394 amino acids. The record is from RefSeq and is a predicted model, not a curated record. The transcript has a single exon. Lineage: Eukaryota; Fungi; Ascomycota; Dothideomycetes; Mycosphaerellales; Teratosphaeriaceae.